UGACGUCCUGCGCAUGCUCAUGUUGAAACAGGGAGCUUAUAAGGAAAAGUGCGAGAAACAAAGGAAUAAACAAGCCGAGGAAGAGAGGUAAAAACAGCAGGUCUGCAGCUGAGGAAAAGCUCUGAGUCCUCAGUACUGUAGUUGACCAAGGUGAUUUUUCUACAUGAUUGGAGUUUAUCUACUACACAACACAGACCCUGGGGACAUUCCUACAAUCACCUGGAUGUGUUUCACUGGAUCCCUUGCUCUGUCUGAUCUGGAUCAACAUGGAAAGAACUGCACUGUGCUAGUGGCCACUUUGGUCUUCCGCAGCAGCAGCUCUACCCAAGCAAUCCAUAUGGAGAACAUAGAUAUAGGAUACAGGUGCUGAUCUGAAGAAGAACAUUCCACUCAUUUAUCAUUGGCUGAUAUUUUCUUAACUUUCAGCCACAUACUCUUGAGAGAUACUUUGAAGUGGCUUUGCAUCUCUCACUGUAGCUACCUUCCCCUCCCCUUGCCACACGCUUAAAGCAACUGGGUGGCUGCUGAGGAGAUGACCGUGGUGGUGGUGGUGUUGUAGUAGGAGCAGCAGGGAUGGGGAGCACUCCAUGUUCUGGUAAGGGGAGGGGGGUAGGAGGUUUUCAGGAGCUGGGCUGUAUGCCAUGGAAGGUGAGCAAACAGAAAGGUGAGGCUGCUGGAGGUGGAAGUGGCCCAGAUGCAGAAGAAGGGCCAAAUGCCAGGACACCUCCACCAGCUUCUCGGCCCCCUGACAUCUACCACGAGAAGCAGCGUCGAGAGUUAUGUGCUCUGCAUGCACUAAACAAUGUCUUCCAGGACGGUGCUGCCUUCAGCAGAGAUGCACUUCAAGAUAUCUACCAGAGACUCUCCCCCAGCACUUUGGUAACACCACACAAGAAGAGCAUGCUGGGUAAUGGCAACUAUGACGUCAAUGUCAUUAUGGCUGCGUUGCAGACUCGUGGGUUUGAAGCUGUCUGGUGGGACAAAAGAAGGGAUGUUUGCAGCAUUGCACUGCCAAAUGUAACUGGCUUUAUUUUGAACGUGCCAUCCAACCUGCGCUGGGGGCCCCUGCGUCUGCCACUCAAGCGGCAGCACUGGAUAGGAGUGAGGGAGGUGGGCGGAGUCUACUACAACUUGGACUCCAAACUGCGUAGUCCUCAUGCUAUUGGAACAGCUGAUGAACUCAGGAAGUUCUUGCGUCACCAGCUUCGAGGGAAGAACUGUGAACUCCUGUUGGUUGUGCCUGAGGAGGUGGAGGCCCACCAGACUUGGAGGUCUGAAAACAUUUGAAUCUGUCUUAUAGCUUUCUGGGAUUCUUCAGCUCAUGCUCAGGAGGGAAUGUAAGGUUCAAUCAGGGAACCAUAUAAGAGCAAAUGGAGUUGCACUCAAGCAGUCACAAAAGCACACACAAGGCCAGACCUUUUGUUUACACACACACAUACACACACACACACACACACAAAUACAGAAACACAAAAUGCUGGAUUUGGACUAAAAUGGCUAAAAAAGGACAACACAAACAGGGAUCUCACAUUGUAACACUACUCUGUCCUAUGAGAACUUUGUUGAGUCAUUUGGGAUUCUGAUGCAUUUUUUUAAUAUGUAAGUUCAUUUUGUUUCAUACUGUUUCCACUCUUAAGAAGAGAUGUAUGAAAUGAUCAGUGAUGCAUUCUCUGUGUACAUCACUGUUCCACUGUCAGCUCUAUAUUAUUCUCCAUGUGACUAUCCUUGUGUUCAUGUGAUCGCAUAAGAUCCUUCGCCAUGCACCUCAACCUCUUUUCUCACAGUGAAAGGUGUUUGUGUGGCCAGCAAGCUUCUGGCAAAUGAUGUAGAAAAGGAACAUGAAGCACCCUUGCCUGCCUGCAGUUUAUGCAUUGUUUAAUAACGUAGGAAGUAAUGAAUAAGAAGUAUCUAAACCAGUACAGCAUGGCACAAUAAUAACUGGAUGUUUUUUGUUAGGUCUCCCAUAGAAUAAGUCAAAGUAAAGCUAUCACCUGUGGUCUUAUGUUACACCCGUCAUACCUGAUGGAUAUAAGUCUUCUCUUCAGAAAGAUGGUUCAUGCCUUAUAAAGAUUAUUCAGCGUAGAUACCGAAAGAUAUAUCCUUAUGUCCAACUGCCAAACAGUCUGUACUGUAUUUUGAAUGGUUCUCAGAGGGUUUUUGAUAAUAAGGGACUUUUAAUUUUGAAACUGGCAAUAUGACUGAAACUGAAGUGGUAGGAAAGGUGGAACUUUAAGAAUGAGAUUAGUGAAGAGGAUAAAGGGGCCUUUUGUUAAAGUUGUUAAACGGGUGCAGUCCAUGAAAUAUAAAAAAAAAUUGACAGGUCCUUUAUUUAGUGCUGGAUAAUAAAGCCAACUUUACAACACUUUUCUUUGAUUUAGGUUAAUCAAUCUGUAUAUACUGUUUAUUGAGGGAGCAGAUAGUAAUGUUACUCCAAAGGGAAAGGCCCUUUGAGUACUCCUCAGGUUUUGUCCCAUCACUCACAUUUAACUCAGUUCCCUGCUGGAUGUAAAACGAAACGACUCUUCUGCAGCCCAACCUAAAUGCCCAAUCCUGUUAAUGAGAAACUAAAUCUUGAUGUAAAAAAAGGAACAUUCCACAUUUACACACACAGGGUGUUUUGUAAAAUUGUAGAAGUGUUUUGAUUUCUUUGCCAUGACAAUCUCAACCCCCUCAAUCCCCACCCUGCAUCCCUUUUCAGGGGACGUACAGUCCUGACGUGAUCACGCCAUUGUUCGUUUCCCAUGCAAAUGCUUGUAAAGGCACUUUAUGUAUAAUCCAAGAUGUGCUGUGACAUCAUUAAAAUGUCUUUAUAUGUACAA
Messenger RNA from Astyanax mexicanus (Mexican tetra), 2819 nucleotides. RefSeq names its product Josephin domain containing 1 (gene josd1). The record is from RefSeq and is a predicted model, not a curated record. Lineage: Eukaryota; Metazoa; Chordata; Actinopteri; Characiformes; Acestrorhamphidae. The transcript has 5 exons. Gene Ontology annotation, molecular function: cysteine-type deubiquitinase activity. The coding region runs from base 574 to 1287 and encodes 237 amino acids. Gene Ontology annotation, biological process: protein deubiquitination.